AUGGGGCUGUACAAGGACAUGUCCAAUCAAAACUUUUCCAUGGACAGCUUCCAGACCGUUCGGGCUUACUGGAAGUGUACUGAGAGCGAUUUCCAGCAACUGCAACAUUUUGCUUUGCUGGCGCUGGGACCAGGUCGGAUCGCGCCGGGAAAGACGCAUGCGCCGUGGGAGCUCACGGUUCCGCCGAGCGCCAGUCGUUUCCGUGUUGUCCUGCGUCAGCGGGUCGGGGAGAUGUUUCGGACCGUGGGCAGCUGGUUCGGGCUAGAGGAGGCGCCGCAGAGCGGCCCCGUAGAGGGAUCGGAGAGCGAAGACGCGGCCCCGGAGGUGACGGGUCAGGUCAAGGGGCUAGGCGAUUAUCUGUUCAGUUUUGCCACUGCUGCUACAAAAAAGAUAUCUGAAUCAGUGGUUGAGACUGCACAAACUAUAAAGAAAUCUGUGGAAGAAGGAAAUAUUGAUGGUAUGAUUGACAAGACUAUCAUUGGGGAUUUCCAAAAAGAGCAAGACAAGUUUGUGCAAGAAAAGCUUGUAAAAAAAACAGAUGCUGCAGUACCUCCUUGGGUUGGAUACAGUGAGGAAGAAACUAUUCAACAGCAAAUCUUAGCAUUGUCAGCAGAGAGGAGAAAUUUUCUGCGAGACCCUCCAGCAGGAGUCCAAUUUAAUUUUGACUUUGAUCAGAUGUAUCCGGUUGCUGCUGUAAUGCUUCAGGAAGAUGAACUCCUAAACAGAAUGCGAUUUGAUCUUGUUCCAAAGUUAGUGAAGGAAGAAGUAUUUUGGAGAAACUACUUUUACAGAGUGUCACUUAUCAAACAAUCAGCACAGCUUACCGCUUUAGCUGCUCAACAACAGGCAGUUGACCAAGAGGACAGAGAAGACAGCAAUACAGAUGAUCCCCAUUUGACAGAAACAAUACGGUCAAAAACACCACCAUUUCCUAUCAAAACUCAGACAGAAUCUCCAGAGGAGGAGGAAGAAAUUUCUACAAGUCCAGGUGCUACAGAAUUUAUUAGUGAUGCAUAUGAUGGGUGCAAUUUAAACCAAGAGGAUCUACGGAAUGAAAUUAAGCAGUUGGUGUUAGAUAAGAAGGAUGGUGAUUCAAAAGAGACACCUGCUGACUGGGAAGAGGAACUGCAGAAGGAACUUCAAGAGGAACUUCAAGAUUAUGAGGUGGUAGCUGAUUCAGGAAAAACAGAUGAACAUUGGGAGAAGGAGAUAGAAGAACUUUUGCAAUCUAAUGGUUGAAUUUGGACAGUGCUACACUCCAGUACUCUCACUGGUACAAAUCUUGACAGGACUGGUAUAAUUUAGAAUUUUCUUCACACAAAGUCAUCUGAGAAGAUAACUUUUACACUAAUUUGUGGAAAUCAUUAUGAGUAAAAUGGGACUUGUCGUAUGAUUCUCCAUAAUCCAGAGUGAUCUACUUUUUUAUAUUCUCAAGGCAGAUGAGAAAGGUUGAAUUUCUAAUUAGAGAAGUUUAUGCAUUCUGUGUUUAUACCAACCAUUAAUACCACUUAAUGCAUUCCAUGCAGGUGUAAUAGUAACCUGUAGCUAAAUAUAAAAUAUCUGCCAAGUAAAAUUAAGUAUGCAUAGGGUUUCAUUAUUUCUCUUAUUUCAGUCCUAAUUAGAUGAUAAAAGUUAGAUAACUUCCUUAACAAAUUAGUUAUGGACUUGAUUUAAUUCAACUGUACUCAUUACAAGCAACUGUUUGGUCUUAAGUUUUUUUUUGCAGAAUUAAAUCAGACUAUUUCCAAAAUAAUCAAAAUUGACUGCUUUGCAUAUGGAUUAAUAAAAUGAAACAGAUUUCAGUUUUUAUGGAAUAAAACUUGAUAAACAGGUAUAUUUCCAUAAUGCUUAUGUUUAUUAAAUAGCAAUCCCGAUUCUUCGGGGAUUUGUUUUUUGGUUGAGAAUUGGGUUUGGACAUAAAUUUUAAAACUUCAUAAAACAUUGCAGAAGUUUGCGUAAUUAUAUGUAAUUACAUUUUGUCAAGAAAUAUUAGUCACCAGACUUCAAAUGCUGGAAAUGUAGAUAUAUUUAUAUUUUGCUUUGGCAUUUAUAUUUUUGUGAAAUAAGUCAAAUCCUGUAUUCAUGUUGAUUCUGAAAACUGUUAAUGAUUAAAACAUUUAUGCUCAUUUUAAUAGUUCUCUACUCCCAAGGUUUAUGCCUUCAGUGCAUAACACUGAACAUGCACAUUCGAACAUCAAGUCUACAGCAACAAUUUAUUACCAUUUUCUGCAUUGAACUCCCACCUUUCUGAUGAACUCUAGAAUUGAAGAGAUUUAAAGUAGGUAAAUGACUUGUUAUCACUCAGAGAUCGUAUCUGCAUUGUCUUUCAGCCUGGUUUGUAUAUUGAAUAACUAGGUCUUUUGUGUUUCAGUAAAAUGCAUUUUUAGUUUCAUCACAACACUUUAAGGCUUUAAUAAAAGCUUAAUUUACUUACAAGUUGUACAAAGUUUUACUCCCAAGCUAAGUGGAGGCUUAAUAAUUGGUUUUCUUUUAUUUCUUGCAUUUCAUUAUGAUAAUAACAAAUACGGACAAUGUAGUUCUAAGUGCUUUACAAUGGGAUAAAAUGCAAACAUGAAAAUAAAAGAAAAUUCUGAAGAAAUAUAUUUGAAAUAAGUCCAUCAAUAUGCAAAUAACAUGUUAAAUUUGCCAGUCCAGUGAAUUUCAGUUAACUGGGCCAUCAGUUAAUCGGGACAGCUACUUAUUUGAAACAACACUUAAAGAACAAAAGCUAAUUGAAAAAGUAGCUGGGAUACUCUUCAUUUAAUUGGGACCGGAGACUGUUGCCAGUUUCUAACUAGCAUCAGUCACGUGCAUUUAUUGGCCGUUAGACAUAGAAACAUAGAAAACAGGUGCAGGAGUAGGCCAUUCGGCCCUUCGAGCCUGCACCGCCAUUUAUUAUGAUCAUGGCUGAUCAUCCAACUGGAAACCCUGCACCAGCCUUCCCUCCAUACCCCCUGAUCCCCGUAGCCACAAGGGCCAUAUCUAACUCCCUCUUAAAUAUAGCCAAUGAACUGGCCUCAACUGUUUCCUGUGGCAGAGAAUUCCACAGAUUCACCACUCUCUGUGUGAAGAAGUUUUUCCUAAUCUCAGUCCUAAAAGGCUUCCCCCUUAUCCUCAAACUGUGACCCCUUGUUCUGGACUUCCCCAAUAUCGGGAACAAUCUUCUUGCAUCUAGCCUGUCCAAUCCCUUUAGGAUUUUAUACGUUUCAAUCAGAUCCCCCCUCAAUCUUCUAAAUUCCAACGAGUACAAGCCUAGUUCAUCCAGUCUUUCUUCUUAUGAAAGUCCUGCCAUCCCAGGAAUCAAUCUGGUGAACAUUCUUUGUACUCCCUCUAUGGCAAGGAUGUCUUUCCUCAGAUUAGGGGACCAAAACUGCGCACAAUACUCCAGGUGUGGUCUCAGCAAGGCCUUGUACAACUGCAGUAGUACCUCCCUGCUCCUGUACUCGAAUCCUCUCACGAUAAAUGCCAGCAUACCAUUUGCCUUUUUCACCGCCUGCUGUACCUGCAUGCCCACUUUCAAUGACUGGUGUAUAAUGACACCCAGGUCUCGUUGCACCUCCCCUUUUCCUAAUCGGCCACCAUUCAGAUAAUAAUCUGUUUUCCUAUUUUUGCCACCAAAGUGGAUAACUUCACAUUUAUCCACAUUAAAUUGCAUCUGCCAUGAAUUUACCCACUCACCCAACCUAUCCAAGUCACCCUGCAUCCUCUUAGCAUCCUCCUCACAGCUAACACUGCCACCCAGCUUCGUGUCAUCUGCAAACUUGGAGAUGCUGCAUUUAAUUCCCUCAUCCAAGUCAUUAAUAUAUAUUGUAAACAACUGGGGUCCCAGCACUGAGCCUUGCGGUACCCCACUAGUCACUGCCUGCCAUUCUGAAAAGGUCCCGUUUAUUCCCACUCUUUGCUUCCUGUCUGCUAACCAAUUCCAAAUCCACAUCAAUACCUUACCCCCAAUACUGUGUGCUUUAAGUUUGCACACUAAUCUCCUGUGUGGGACCUUGUCAAAAGCCUUUUGAAAAUCCAAAUAUACCACAUCCACUGGUUCUCCCCUAUCCACUCUACUAGUUACAUCCUCAAAAAAUUCUAUGAGAUUCGUCAGGCAUGAUUUUCCUUUCACAAAUCCAUGCUUUGUCCGAUGAUUUCACCGCUUUCCAAAUGUGCUGUUAUCACAUCUUUGAUAACUGACUCCAGCAGUUUCCCCACCACCAACGUUAGGCUAACCGGUCUAUAAUUCCCCGGUUUCUCUCUCCCUCCUUUUUUAAAAAGUGAGGUUACAUUAGCCACCCUCCAAUCCUCAGGAACUAGUCCAGAAUCUAACGAGUUUUGAAAAAUUAUCACUAAUGCAUCCACUAUUUCUUGGGCUACUUCCUUAAGCACUCUGGGAUGCAGACCAUCUGGCCCUGGGGAUUUAUCUGCCUUCAAUCCCUUCAAUUUACCUAACACCACUUCCCUACUAACAUGUAUUUCGCUCAGUUCCUCCAUCUCACUGGACCCUCUGUCCCCUACUAUUUCGGGAAGAUUAUUUAUGUCCUCCUUAGUGAAGACAGAACCAAAGUAGUUAUUCAAUUGGUCUGCCAUGUCCUUGCUCCCCAUAAUCAAUUCACCUGUUUCUGUGUGUAGGGGACCUACAUUUGUCUUUACCAGUCUUUUCCUUUUUACAUAUCUAUAAAAGCUUUUACAGUCAGUUUUUAUGUUCCCUGCCAGUUUUCUCUCAUAAUCUUUUUUCCCCUUCCUAAUUAAGCCCUUUGUCCUCCUCUGCUGAACUCUGAAUUUCUCCCAGUCCUCAGGUGAGCCUCUUUUUCUGGCUAAUUUGUAUGCUUCUUCUUUGGAAUUGAUACUAUCCCUAAUUUGUCUUGUCAGCCACGGGUGCACUACCU
Mobula hypostoma (lesser devil ray) is the source of this 4874-nucleotide messenger RNA. It is a transcript of the gene syap1, whose product is annotated as synapse associated protein 1. Gene Ontology annotation, biological process: regulation of short-term neuronal synaptic plasticity; TORC2 signaling. Bases 1 to 1239 code for a protein of 412 amino acids. NCBI's taxonomy places the organism in Eukaryota, Metazoa, Chordata, Chondrichthyes, Myliobatiformes, Myliobatidae. The record is from RefSeq and is a predicted model, not a curated record. Gene Ontology annotation, cellular component: Golgi apparatus; nucleus; synapse. The transcript has 10 exons.